UUCAUUUUUUCAUAUGAGCGAGUAUAUUGAGGAAGAAUACAGUGAAAAUGAAGAGUCUUUGGAACCAAGAUUGAAGUAUGAAAGAUUGGGAAAUGAUAUCUAUAAUAUUUUAGACAAAGAUUCGUUAUCUUGUUUUGUCGCCCAUGAAAAAUUUCUAGCAAUUGGUACUAGUUGGGGGAUGAUUCACAUCAUAGAUCAUCUAGGCAAUAAAAUUCAAGGAAAAGAUAUAGCCACUCAUUCAUCCACUGUUAAUCAAAUAAGUGUAGAUUUAAUGGGAGAAUAUAUAGCAAGUUGUUCACAUGAUGGCAGAAUUAUUAUAACUGGUUUAUAUAAUUCAGAGCAUAAUCAUUCACAGAGAUUUGAUAUUGAAGUUAAGUGUAUAGCUUUAAAUCCACACUUUGGCAAAGUAAACACAUCUAAAUUAUUUGUAGUUGGUCUAGAUAAAGUUAUUAUAUAUGAAAAAACAAUGUUAGGGAAAAAAACAAAUAUUAUAUAUGGUGGUGGCUUUGGUUCUAUUGAGAGCAUCAAAUGGUUUUCAAAUUAUAUAGCUUGGAAUGAUUUAAAAGCUGUGAAAAUUUAUGAUACCUACUCCAAUAGUAUUAUAGGGAGUAUCAUUAGAGACUCUCAUCCCAUUAAAACUAUUUUCCCAUGCUGUAUUAGAUGGCAUUCUCAACCCCAAGAAGUUGAAAAAUUAUGUGUUUUAGAUUCCACUGAAAAUAGCAAUAAAUCAGUAGAACAAUCAGAUGAGGAAAAAAGUUUAACUGGCAGUAGUAAAGAAAAUUCCUUGCUUAAAAAGAAUUCUCCUCAAAUCAAUAUUAACAAUAAAAAUAAGAUAUUUAUGAUAGGGUGGAUUGAUCAGAUCAAACUAUGUAAGAUUGUAUCAACUUCUCCAACCUCUAAUCCCAAAAAUUUAUCACCUAAAUCAGGUGGCAUUUAUUUAACCACAUCAUUGUUUGAAAAUUUUAAUAUUACUGGCAACACUAUUAUCAAAUAUGUACAAAUUUUUAGAACAGUCACAACUCAUUUUUACAUAUGCGGAUUGAUACCAUAUCCUGACAUUAAUAAUAUAGCUCUCUUAGCUUACUCAAAAGAAGAUAACCAAAUUAUAGCCACAAGCUUAGCAUCCGGAAUGGAUGAUGACCACCAGAAAACAAAUUCCAUCUUAUCCAUCACGGGAAUAGCUUCUGGAGAAGAAGUGUCUGAAUUUCCAGAAAAUAAACCACCAUCUUUCUACUCACCUAAGCCAAAAAUUGAUGGAGAUAUAUGUGUUAGGCCUCAAUUACAUGUUAUUAAUCCAAGAACUGACAAAUAUUAUGAGGAAACGGUCAACGACGCCUUGUCCACCAAGGAUUGGCAAACUACGAAACCCACUCAAUAUAGUUUAGAUUAUUUAAUUGGAGAGGGAAUCUUUUUUGUCGCGAGUCCAAAGGACAUUGUUUUAGGUCGUUCUAGGUCCUCUCAAGAUCACGUUUAUUGGUUGUUAGACAAAGAAUCAUUCGAGGAGGCCCUCAAUUCCGCCAUCAAAUUAUAUUAUUCAUAUCAAGUUCAAGCUGACAAUAAUGCUCUGACAAUGACUACUAAAAAUUUAUCGAAAUCUCCCUCCAGCCUCGCAACCAAUAAUAUCAAGGAAUAUGGUAGCAGGCCUAGUUUUAACACCGAAGAAUCUAACCAAGCCUUGCUUCUCUCAUACAAAGUUGCUAAGAUUUAUUCUGACCACCUGAUAGCCGAGGGACUGUUCGAAAAGGCGGCUCUGAACGUUAUCAAACCGUAUUACAGAUAUCCCUUCAUGCCCCUAUCCUUCUCGAUCAACUCUGGCACUGGAGAUUCAAAAAUAAUAAGCAACAAUUUUAAACUCGCCAUUGCGACGUUAUUAAUCGAGAUGUGGACGGAUGUGAUUUACAAAUUUGCGAAGAGUCAAAAGUUGAGGAGUUUGGUUCUGAUCCUUAAUCCCAAUACGGCGGAAGAAUACAAAGAAAAUUUGAAAUUUUUUAACGUUCCUCCUCUAAACAAGACGAAUGAUAAAGAGAUUUUGGUCGAAUUAGAAUCCCAAUGCUACCAUUUAAUCUUUUCCGAGUUAUUGAUGAUAAGGUCUUCACCAAAGAGCCAGAUCGAAAAAUGGGUUUUACAUGAUAAUAACGUGAGCUAUCGGAUUUUUUUAGACCUUAUCAAGCUGCUGCCUUCCAGAUUAUACGAUCUAAAUUUCGUGACAAAUUUAGUUUUAGAAAAAUUAGGUCAAAAUCCUGAAGAUUUGAUCCUGCUCCAAUGCCUAGCUUUGCUUUAUACGUUCAAUGAGAAGUACGAAAUGGCCUUAUCCAUUUACAUCAAGUUAAAUAUGAGUUCGGAGACGUUUAAACUCAUCGUCGAUUAUCAGCUUUUUGAAAUGGUCAAGGAUAAAACGAUUUCUUCUCUUAUACAAUUGGAUAAAACUCUAACCUUAAAUUUGCUCAUCAAAUAUCGAGACAAAAUAAAUGUCAAUCACAUUGUCCAACAACUUGAACCCUCACCGAAUCUGUUACUAAAUUACUUGGACCUACUUUUUGAGAAAGACAUUCAUUUUGGCAAAAAUUUUCACGGUCUUCAAGUAAAAUUAUACGCCAAAUAUGAACCUCUAAAAUUGAUGAAUUUUUUGAAAAAUAGCCAACAUUACAAUCUACACAGGGCUCUGGAGGAGUGUAGGACUAGUGAAAUGCAUCGUGAAAUGGUUUUUUUGUAUGUAAGAGUAGGAAAUUCUAAAAAAGCUUUAGCCGUGAUGAUUCAAAACCUGGAGGAUAUAAACGGAGCUAUAAAUUAUUGCAAGGAGCAAGACGAUAGCGAAUUAUGGGUCGAACUUAUCAAUUUAUCAAUUAAUAAUCCUUCCUUCGUAACAAUUCUACUACAAAAUAUCGGAACUUAUGUCGAUCCUCUAAUACUAAUUCAACAAAUCCAAGCCGGAAUGAAAAUCCAAGGUUUGAGGGAUUCGCUAGUCAAAAUAUUAAGGGAUUAUCAUUUACAGACCGAGCUCAGAGAUAGUUGCAAUAAAAUUUUGCUCUCCGACGCCGCCCAAUUAUUCCGCGAAAAAUUUCAAAUUAGUAAGAAAUCUUUCACCCUUACGGAUGAUGCCGAUUACGCCUUCUUGCUAAACGAAAAUAUUCACAAGAACAACAAAGAUCAUCAUCUUAAAAGUGUCCAUUUUAACUGUAGUCAUUGCCAGCAGUCCCUGUUCUCCGACUCUUCCUCUUUAAAUUUCCACCCCGCUUCUGAUAAUAGCGUUUAUAAAAGUUGUGAUAAGGAGACAUCUUCGACAAAAGACGAAACAUCGAUGACGGACAAUGGGGUAGAUGAUAGAAAAAUUGGCGAUUCUCGACAUAAAAAAGUUAACUAUAUUAAUCUGAAUGACAUUAUUCUAUACUUGUGCAAGCAUGCCUUUCACCACGAGUGCCUUAAAAAUUUACUUUACGAAAACUCUACCACUUCAAUUUAUAAAAUCAAUUGCCCCAUAUGUUCAAGUGUUUCUCAAUCAUUAAUGUCUGCAAUAGGAAAAUGAAUAUUUUUGUAUUUAAUUUUAUUUUUAUAACGCUGGCCAAUGAUUGUACUAUAUUGUCAAAUUUUUUCGUUCUGUAUACGUAUUUAUCUUUUUAUAUUACAAGAGGAAAUUUAAUCAAAUGUAUAAAUAUAA
Gordionus sp. m RMFG-2023 is the source of this 3655-nucleotide messenger RNA. RefSeq names its product vacuolar protein sorting-associated protein 41 homolog. The coding region runs from base 14 to 3523 and encodes 1169 amino acids. NCBI's taxonomy places the organism in Eukaryota, Metazoa, Nematomorpha, Gordioida, Chordodea, Parachordodidae. The transcript is spliced from 21 exons. Gene Ontology annotation, cellular component: HOPS complex; late endosome. The record is from RefSeq and is a predicted model, not a curated record. Gene Ontology annotation, molecular function: protein binding. Gene Ontology annotation, biological process: intracellular protein transport; macroautophagy; cellular response to starvation.